GCCGACAUCAGCAGACACAGCAUCUCUCUUCUGAAAGCAGAAACCAGAAUCAGAAUGGCUGACAGCCCCUGGCAAAAUCUAUGGUCAGGGAUAAAACCUGCCACUGAUGAAAUCCAGGGGAUUUGCUCUGUGCUGAAGAGUUAUGUGGAGGAUAAAACAAAAAAAACCUACAGGGAAUUCAGAGCAAUUGAGUACUCUGAGCAGCUUGAGGGUGAAAGAAACAAUGCUGUUAGGGUUUAUGUUGCAGAAGAAAAACUGAUCGAUCUGAUGGUCUGCUUACUCGCACCAAACAACAUUCCUAAUGGAUCCUGGAAGGUUGCAUUUGAACUGAAGGAGGUCUUGCAAAACCGUACACUGGAUGAUCCUCUACCACCCCCGCAAAAGCUCAACUAAUACAAAGAGGCGACCUGUUUCUAUUUUCUACAGAUGGCUGGCUCCAAGAAAGAUGUUCUGUUUUUAUAUCUGGAGUCAAUUUAAACAUGAUCAGUUAAAAACACUGUCAUUGUCACUGUUUACUCUUGUCAGCAUUGGAUGUAUGUUGCAAAGACAAUAAAAACAAAGAUUUAAAUAAAGUUAAUAAACAAGAAACAGGCA
Fundulus heteroclitus (mummichog) is the source of this 594-nucleotide messenger RNA. RefSeq names its product cystatin-A1-like. The record is from RefSeq and is a predicted model, not a curated record. The coding region runs from base 55 to 393 and encodes 112 amino acids. NCBI's taxonomy places the organism in Eukaryota, Metazoa, Chordata, Actinopteri, Cyprinodontiformes, Fundulidae. The transcript is spliced from 3 exons. Gene Ontology annotation, molecular function: endopeptidase inhibitor activity.